AUGGGACCGCGAAGGUCGCACCGCAAGUCCCGGAAUGGCUGUCCCGAAUGCAAGUCGCGGCGCUUAAAGUGCGAUGAACGUUUUCCAUGUACCAAUUGCGUCAAACAUGCAAUCCAAUGCAGCUAUGUUGGCCCGGUUAGAGGAACCGGGACACCGACCUCGAGUGCCUCGCCGAUCCCUCAGUCGCAGCCGCAGUAUCAAUCGCAUGUCUACCGUCCGUCGCAGGAAAUGACCACUGGAAGUAUCUCGACGCCAAGAGGCAAUUUCCCCUGGGGAAUUACGACGACAGAUAUCGGGCUUGAUUCCGAAGAUCGCUGGGAUCUCCUUGAGGCCUUGCCUGGCAAACCCGGCCAUGUCGUCCAGAAUGCGGAGGACUGGAGCCUCGACCUCGAGUUAAUGCAUCACUUUUGCUCGGUGACAUCCAACACGAUGUCCUGGCGUGAAGAUGCGAGGCAUGUUUGGCGUGUGGUCAUCCCCAUGGAGGGAUACGUGAACAAAUAUGUGAUGCAUGGCCUUUUGGCUAUUGCCGCCUUGCACAAAGCCUAUCUAUACUCUGCUCAGAAGACGAAAUAUUCCAAAGCUGCGGCCCACCAUCUAGCCGUAGGGCUGAAGGAGUUCCGUGAGCUCGUUGCUGCCCCGAUUGACUCCAGUAACUGGCAACCAGUGUUUUGUUUCGCCUCGAUGAUCUCGGUACAUCUUUCCAUGGUACCAGUCCGACUGGGUGUUGAUUGUUGGCCUGAUCCAAUUUACAACAUGGUCGAGCUAUUUGCGAGCGUGAAAGGGUUUCAAGAGAUCUUGCGCCCGUUCCUGCGAUCACUACAGAAGACCCAGCUGGCGCCUCUUGUGAAUUCCAUCAUUUUGGAGGAUGACAAACUCAUUCCGAGCCCGGCCCUUGUAUCACAAUCAUUACUACCACCAGGUACAUGGGACCAAAUAUCACGACUCCACCAACUAGUCGAUGAAUACCCAUUCCCGCAACCCCAUCCACCCGCCGACUCACCAACCACCGAAGAAGAUUUAGACCCUCGAAAAAACUACAAAGUAGCGAUGACCUUCUUCGAAAUAUCAACCCGCCAGAUCGAGCUCGCCGGACCCCAUUUAGAAACGGGAAUGGUGUUCAUGUGGGCCUACCCGCUUUCCAAGCAUUUCCACGAUGACCUCAAGACAUAUCAACCCGUUGCUUUGGUGAUUUUGGCGCAUUACUGCGUGCUGAUGCAGCUUGUUGAUAAGUUUUGGUAUAUUGAUGGUAUUGGGCGGCAGGUGUUGGCGGAUAUUGAGAAGCAUUUGCACCCAGGGUUUCGGGAGUGGUUGGUUUGGCCGAGACGGUGGGUUUCUGGGGCGUGA
Messenger RNA from Penicillium argentinense, 1344 nucleotides. RefSeq names its product Zn(II)2Cys6 transcription factor domain-containing protein. The transcript has 3 exons. NCBI's taxonomy places the organism in Eukaryota, Fungi, Ascomycota, Eurotiomycetes, Eurotiales, Aspergillaceae. Gene Ontology annotation, molecular function: zinc ion binding; DNA-binding transcription activator activity, RNA polymerase II-specific. Bases 1 to 1344 code for a protein of 447 amino acids. Gene Ontology annotation, biological process: regulation of transcription by RNA polymerase II. The record is from RefSeq and is a predicted model, not a curated record.